This is a messenger RNA of Rhineura floridana, 4875 nucleotides long. RefSeq names its product semaphorin 3G (gene SEMA3G). The record is from RefSeq and is a predicted model, not a curated record. The transcript is spliced from 16 exons. Bases 282 to 2615 code for a protein of 777 amino acids. Gene Ontology annotation, molecular function: semaphorin receptor binding; chemorepellent activity. NCBI's taxonomy places the organism in Eukaryota, Metazoa, Chordata, Lepidosauria, Squamata, Rhineuridae. Gene Ontology annotation, biological process: positive regulation of cell migration; semaphorin-plexin signaling pathway; negative regulation of axon extension involved in axon guidance.
CGAGAAGCUGGGUGGAGCCCUCCCCCUCCCUGCCUAUAUAAAACUUUGUUGUAGACUCGCAGCCUGCUGCAGCUCCUGAGGGCAAGCCGCGUUAACUGAGAGAGGGAGAAAGCGAAGGCUUGCGAGGUGAGCCACCUCGCCUCUAGCCAGCUGGAUUGCCAAGAGUGGGGAAGGAGGAGCAGGGAGGCAGGCAACCCCACUGAGCUGCCAAGGGGGUCCCUCCCUGCCAAGGCAGGGCAACGGUGGGAGCAAGAGCUGAGUGAAGAGCAACGCCAGGGACCAUGCAGUGGGGACCUGUUUUUGCUGGCCUCGUGACUUGGUGGUGGCUCCUCUGGAGUCCCUUUGCCAACUGCAGUGCCACAAAGGGCACCGUUCCCCGACUUCGCCUCCCCUACAAAGAUCUUUUGGCCACUAACCGCUCAGUCCUGUUUCUUGGAUACCGAGGAAUUUUAGACUUCCGCACCUUGUAUCUUGAUGAAUACCGUGACCGCCUGUUCAUUGGAGGAAAAGAUACACUUUAUUCCCUUCGGCUGGAUCAAACCAACAUGGAUACUAAGGAGAUCUACUGGCCUCCACUCCCUGGACAGAAAGAAGAAUGUUUUCGGAAAGGAAAAGACCCUGUGACGGAAUGUGCCAACUACAUCAGAGUGCUUUAUCCUCUAAAUCGAACACACCUAUUGGCUUGUGGGACUGGAGCUUUCCACCCAAUCUGUGCUCUCAUCUAUGUGGGACAACGAGGAGAGCACGUGUUCCGCUUGGAUCCUACCACUAUAGAAAGUGGCCGAGGCAGAUGUCCUCAUGAGCCCAAUAGGGCAUUUGUGAGUGCUUUCAUUGGUGGAGACUUGUAUACAGGAUUAACAGCAGAUUUCUUGGGCAGGGACUCUGUGAUUUUCCGAACUAUGGGGCACCGCUCCCCUCUACGUACUGAGAUGGACCAGCGGCUGCUUAAUGGUCCCAAAUUUGUUGCUGCAUAUCUGAUCCCAGACAAUGAUGAUGGGGACAAUGACAAGGUCUACUUCUUCUUCACUGAGAAAGCAGCAGAGUCGGAUGGCAAAAGCCGUGCCAUCUUUAGCCGUGUGGGGAGGAUCUGUGUGAAUGAUGCUGGGGGGCAACGAGUGCUUGUCAACAAGUGGAGCACCUUUAACAAGGCCCGGCUGGUGUGCUCUGUCCCAGGACCAGAUGGCAUUGACACAUACUUUGAUGAACUGGAGGAUGUCUUUCUUCUGAGGACAAAAGAUGGGAAGAGCCCUGAGAUCUAUGCACUAUUUAGCACCAUCAGCAAUGUCUUCCAAGGUUUUGCCAUCUGUGUAUAUCGUAUGGCAGACAUCUGGGAGGUUUUUAAUGGACCGUUUGCUCAUAAAGAUGGCCCUGACCAUCAGUGGGCAGCUUAUGAGGGCAAGGUGCCUUACCCAAGGCCGGGAGUUUGCCCCAGCAAAACUACUAACCAGCCAAGCCGGCAGUACUCCUCCACCAAGGACUAUCCUGAUGAGGUUCUACACUUUGCACGUGCCCACCCACUGAUGAGCAAAUCCGUGUACCCACUACAUCGUCAGCCUGUGCUGGUGAAAAUCAACCUGCAGCACCGCCUGCGACAGAUAGUGGUGGAUCGUGUGGAAGCUGAGGAUGGGCAGUACGAUGUCAUGUUCCUUGGCACAGAUGCUGGGUCUGUGUUGAAGGUCAUAGCCCUUCAGAGAGGGAGCUUUGCAGCAGCUGAAGAAGUCAUUUUGGAGGAGCUUCAAGUGUUUAAGGCACCAAUCCCUAUUACUGAGAUGGAAAUCUCUGUCAAACGGCAAAUGCUCUAUGUGGGCUCCCGGGUGGGAGUUGCCCAAAUGAAGCUGCAUCAGUGUGAGACAUAUGGGACAGCCUGUGCAGAGUGUUGCCUAGCACGGGACCCUUACUGUGCCUGGGAUGGCCUCACCUGCACCAGGUACCAGGCAUCUGGCAAGCGUCGUUUUCGCCGGCAAGACAUCCGCAAUGGAAACCCCAUGCACCAGUGCCUGGAUCAAAACUUGACAGUGGAUGACUUUGAAAGCACAGAGGGAAAGGUGGUGUAUGGGACAGAGCACAACAGCACCUUCUUGGAAUGUAUCCCAAAGUCACCCCAGGCUGUGGUGCAAUGGUUUGUACACAGAUCUCCAGAUGAGCUAAGAGAUGAGGUGAAAACAGAUGAUAGGAUCAUGAAGACGGAGCAAGGACUGCUCUUUCGGAAGCUUUUCCGUCAGGAUGCCGGAAUGUAUUACUGCAAAGCUCAGGAGCAUGGCUUCACCCAGACCGUCACCAAGAUUAUGUUGGAGGUGAUUGAGAGUGAGCAGCUGGAACAGGUCUUCCUGCGUGAGCAAGAGGAGGAACUUCCUCGCCCACUCUGCCGGGUGACUGAUCCCCGCCUGCUGCAUGGACAAAGGAUGUGGUUCAAAGACAUCAUGCACCUCAUUGGCUAUGCCAACCUGCAGAGAGUAGAGGAGUACUGUGAGCGUGUGUGGUGUGGAGAUCGCCAGCUGCGGCACAAAGGCAGGCCCCCAAAGAGCAAGAACAUGCUGGAUGGCAGUGGCAAAAAAGUGAGGGGCAAGCAACAUGGAGAGAGGAACCGGGUGCCUAGACAAGCGGCAGCCACAUAAGAGGAAGGGGAGCCAACUUGUGGCAAGAGGAGAACAUGAGAGGAGGAAGGUCAAUAUGGACCACCCUUCCUUCUCAUGAAUGAAAAUCAGCCCCUCCAGGAACUGUCCUUGUGAUAGGACUUCUCCUUUUGGAAGGGGCCACCUUGCUGAUUAGCUGAGCCUGGAGACGUUCCUUGCUGGAAGCACACCACUUCCCUCUGUCACUAGCAUUGGAGACAAGGACUCAAAUGACCCCAGACUGUUUCCUUCCUAUCCCAUCUUAUUUUCUUUCAGUUGCACAUUGGGGGUUGUUGGUAUCGGGUCUGCAAGGGUGUGGGGUAGCCUGCAAACCCUGGUCUCCCAAUGCAGUUGUUCUGUAUAUUCAGUGCUGCCCCUGAUGUUCAAUAUGACUGAGCCACAUGAUGGAGAGACCAUGAGGGUUGGAGAUGUAACCAUGUGGCUGGUUAAAGGCAAAGGGAGGCCACCAGCAGAAGUGUCAGAAGCCAGGCCAACACUCUGCUUAGAAGACUGGGUGGUAAUAGUGGGGAGUUCCUGCUGGGAAUGGACAGGAUGCAGUCAGGUGACCUUCUCCUGCAGGUGACAAGUGACAGACACAUUUGGCUACACACAACAUGUGACAAGAUCACCUCUCUGAAGAGAACAGAUAGCUGAUUCCAGUGGGCUUUCCCCUGCAAAAGUUUAGACAGUGAAUGGAUGUUAUCACUGAGCUGUGGAUUGUAAUUGCCCUUUGGUGGUAGGGAGGCAAACCCUGUUUGUAGAUCUAAGGAAUCUCAUUGUCCCAAGCUUAUCCUGGCUCUGGAUCUAAAACUUUUGUGACAUUUUCACACAGGAGGCUUAAAAUGGCCAGUUGUGAAUGUAAAACCUACAUUGACAGAAUGCUCAUUUGCAUUACCAAUGCCUCUCUUCUGCAUUCCCUUUCACUUGAACAACAAUAUUGAUAUUCAUAUAAAUAGUACAAAAGGAAGCUCAAAGGUAAUUUAUGGGCCAAACUAAAUGUUACAUUGCAGUCACCUUAUAAUGUUGGGCUGAUUGCUUUGCUUAAUCGCAAAGCUGGGGCAGGAGUGGGGGUUUCAUGGGGAAAGCGAGUGACAGGAGAGGAGUUAAGCACAUCCUUCCUCUCUCCCUUCCUGCUGCAAAGUGCCCCUUUCCAGGAGUUUUUGGAACAAGAAAGUAGCCUCCAAGCUAAUAUUAUAUGUGGCUGCUGUGUGCAACAUGUGGCUUGGUCCUCAUUUGUACAUGUGUGAAUUUUGCAUGCUGUCUCAUAUUACCCAGAACAGACUUAAAUGCAGCAUCCUCCCAGUCUGUGCCUUUCAAGCGUUCUUAACAACAUUGACUGGGCCACACAACAUUUCUGAAAGCCAGUGCUGGAACUUUUGUUUAAGUGAGCUCCUUUUUUCAUUCCUGUGUCUCUGAGGAUGUGUUGAUCCUUUAGAUGAAAUUGAUUAAAACCAACAGCUGAAUGAAAACUGCCAGUUUGUUCAACAAAUAAAUUAAACCCUUAUGCUGCACACUCAAGGCUCAGGGGCAAGGUUUUCCUCUUUUGUUUUCAGUGAUUUAGCUUUCAUCAGCACAAUGAAUGGUCUCAUGGCAAGCUGCUCCUGGGAGUGAAAUUUGUUCCUAUAAUUUCUUCUUACAAUGUCACUAUACAUUCAGAAGUUGAAUGUUUUCCCCAAACACUUAAUGAACAAUAUAUGUGUCCAGGGGCCAGAGAAUAAAGCUCAACUAUGAUUUUGUGAAGAGAUUAGAAGGGUUAGCUGUGCACAGACUCCUCCUGAAAUAAGAUGUCCUCUGGGUAACUAGUUUCUGGUGACAGCAUUAAUAACACCAACAAUCAGUUCUAUAAAAAAUGGGCAGAUAAAGACUUGUUUUUUUUCCUGUUUCCCAGAUAGUAACACAUUAUUGGCUUUGAAUUUUAACACUGGACUGGAUGAGCUACCCCUAACCCCCAAGAGGUGUCAGUUAAGUUUUUUGAAGCAGCCUCUGGGCUAGGGAUGGGGGGGGAGUUGAUUCAGUUUGCAUUUAAAGCCAAAUUUAUCAAAUUUGCACUUUCUGAAACAAAAUGAGAGCCAAAACAUAGCCAUCCUUCAAAAUUUGCACUUAUCUGAAUUUUGAGAUGUAGUUCUCCAAGCAGUGUUUACUAAAAUGCAUAUAUUGGGGGGAAAGUGCACAAAAUUAUAUAUUGGUGAAAAUAACAUAUAAAAUGCAUUAUAUGAGGAGAAAUUGCUUGCAAAAACUUGUGCAUUAGUCAAAACUGCAUACA